Fusarium vanettenii 77-13-4 is the source of this 1360-nucleotide messenger RNA. RefSeq lists its product as uncharacterized. Gene Ontology annotation, cellular component: intracellular membrane-bounded organelle; AP-1 adaptor complex. Bases 216 to 683 code for a protein of 155 amino acids. The record is from RefSeq and is a predicted model, not a curated record. NCBI's taxonomy places the organism in Eukaryota, Fungi, Ascomycota, Sordariomycetes, Hypocreales, Nectriaceae. Gene Ontology annotation, molecular function: clathrin-cargo adaptor activity. Gene Ontology annotation, biological process: protein transport; vesicle-mediated transport. The transcript has 5 exons.
GUAUCUGGUUUAUUUCUUGACUGGCGUGGCUGGAGCCUGGACCAUUCUGACUGGGCUGCCCGCCUGAGGCCCGACUCGUCACCAACCCGCCAAAUUGCUUCCGUGUCCGCCUUGAAGCCAGAAUUAUCUCCAUCAACUCGCAUCUCCCCAAACAUCUCCCUCGCUCCCUCCUGCACGAUUCAAAGCAGGCUCGGCAGCGUGAAACCAACAUCACGAUGGCGAUCCAAUACCUCAUUCUCCUGUCCCGUCAGGGCAAAGUGCGCCUCGCCAAGUGGUUCACAACACUCUCCCCCAAGGACAAGGCCAAGAUCGUCAAGGACGUGUCCCAGCUCGUGCUCGCCCGUAGGACGCGGAUGUGCAAUUUUCUCGAGUACAAGGACACCAAGAUCGUCUACCGCCGAUAUGCCUCGCUCUUCUUCAUUGCGGGAUGCUCCUCGGAGGACAAUGAGUUGAUCACCCUCGAAAUCAUCCACCGAUACGUCGAGCAGAUGGACAAGUACUACGGCAACGUUUGCGAGCUCGAUAUCAUCUUCUCCUUCACCAAGGCAUACUACAUCCUCGACGAACUCCUCCUCGCCGGCGAGCUGCAGGAGAGCAGCAAGAAGAACGUACUCCGCUGCAUCGGCCAGCAAGACUCUCUUGAGGACAUGGAGGUCGAGGACGAAGUUACAAAGAUCAUGUAGACCAUCCUCGGCGACGACGUUAAUAGCUGCCUGGCUCCAACUCGACUCAACUUGCGUUACGAAUCCCCAGACCGAUCGAGCGAUGUUCCUUAUAAUACGGUUUCAUACGAAGAACUACAACACGUUAGUUGAUCUCGAAUUAACUUUGGAUCAACAGGUCGAAGAAGAAAUAUUGGAAUCACUCAAAGAUGCGGGGUUUAUGUGAUGGAGCAAGUCUCAGGCGGCUGAGCAUCUCUUCAAUGGGAAGAGAGGACACGCAUGUUUAUUUGCAUCGUGGGAACCGGCGCUGGUGGUGUUUGGGGAGUCCUAGGCCGAUACGGUCUUGUUUUGUAGAUCUUUGACGGUGGAAAACCACCUUCUUUCAUAUCAAGAGAUGAGGCCCAAGGGUGAAGGCGUCACCGUGCGGCAGAUGCGGUUGACGGCGCAAGGGACGGCAAUCUGACGUCGACCCAUUGCGGAGGGAUCAUGCAGAGUCGACUCAAGGACAGCGGAUCCUCGGAUGGCGAAGAGUGACGGCAUUCAAUGGAUGCACCGAGUUCACACGUCGUAUGCCACUCGGCAUGCCCCAGUCUGACACGUUGGUGUCCCUUGGGCGCUCGACAAACCCGAGCGCGAGCUCAAUCGCAUCACUCCGUCGGGACGCCUCGCAACCAGAAUCAAGAGAAACGAUUGACCUC